AUGGUAACCCAGAGUAUCGGGGUUCAGAUGGUAACCCAGAGUAUCGGGGUUCAGAUGGUGAACCCAGAGUAUCAGGGUUCAGAUGGUAACCCAGAGUAUCGGGGUUCAGAUGGUAACCCAGAGUAUCGGGGUUCAGAUGGUAACCCAGAGUAUCAGGGUUCAGAUGGUGACCCAGAGUAUCGGGGUUCAGAUGGUAACCCAGAGUAUCAGGGUUCAGAUGGUAACCCAGAGUAUCAGGGUUCAGAUGGUAACCCAGAGUAUCAGGGUUCAGAUGGUAACUUUUCAGAGGAUGUGCUUAUAUGACUACUGUUCUACAUUGCUGUACAUCGUUUCUGUUCCAGGGAGAAUGUCCUGUCCCACCUGUCCGACAGAGUGUUCGACCGGCCCAUCUGUGAGGUUCUGUUGAACCAGAAGUACUUUAACGGCAUUGGCAACUACCUGAGAGCAGAGAUACUCUUCAGGUGACCGACAUCAAUCACUGCCCCAACAUCUAUGUUAACCUUGAUUUAUUUUAGAGUAUGAUAUUGUUUUAGUAUUAGAACCAUGUCUUGUCAGAUAUUGUGAGUCAAAACAAAACUAUCAACACCAUAGUUGUACAAGCACAUUUUCAAGCUAUGACAUUUUCUUUACUUGAAAUUCCCUAGAAUUCUUCCUCAUCUUGUGAGAAACAGACCUUCUUCUGACGUAAUGAGCUACUCUUUCCUCUCUUAUUUUAGAUUAAACAUUCCUCCCUUUGUGAAGGCUCGGACGGUUCUGGAAGGACUUCAAACACAUCUGUCGGAAGAGGACCAGAAGUCGGUUGUUAAAGUGGAGACCACAGACACCGAGGUCAAAGAGGAGGUCUCAGACACAGAAGUGAGAGAGCAGGCCAGACUCACUGACCAUUGCAUGCUUUUACAUUACCGUGUAGUUUACCAAUAAAAUGGUCAGACAGUGACCUGGAUAUACUCGGUAUUCAUAUCCCGAAAGAAAGACAUUAUCUCACUACAAUACAUUUUAAUAGAAAGUUAGCAAUAAAAAUAAAUAGAGUCGCACACAUCUAUAUAUACACACUACCGGUCAAAAGGUUUAGAACACCUACUCAUUCAAGGGUUUUUCUUUAUUUUUACUAUUUUCUACAUUGUAGAAUAAUAGAAGACAUCAAAACUAUGAAAUAAAACAUAUGGAAUUGUGUAGUAACCAAAAAAGUGUUAAACACAUUUUUUAAAUAGCCACCCUUUGCCUUUGACAGCUUUGCACACUCUUGGCAUUCUCUAAACAGUAGAAGGAGUUUCCCACAUACAGUUGAAGUCGGAAGUUUACAUACACCUUAGCCAAAUACAUUUAAACUCAGUUUUUCACAAUUCCUGACAUUUCAUCCUAGUAAAAAUUCAUUGUCUUAGGUCAGUUAGGAUCACCACUUUAUUUUAAGAAUGUGAAAUGUCAUAAUAAUAGUAGAGAGAAUGAUUUAUUUCAGCUUUUAUUUAUUUCAUCACAUUCCCAGUGGGUCAGAAGUUUACAUACACUCAAUUAGUAUUUGGUAGCAUUGCCUUUAAAUUGGGUCAAACGUUUCGGGUAGCCUUCCACAAGCUUCCCACAAUAAGUUGGGUGAAUUUUGGCCCAUUCCUCCUGACAGAGCUGGUGUAACUGAGUCAGGUUUGUAGGCCUCCUUGCUUGCACACGCUUUUUCAGUUCUGCCCACACAUUUUCUAUAGGAUUGAGGUCAGGGCUUUGUGAUGGCCACUCCAACACCUUGACUUUGUUGUCCUUAAGCCAUUUUGCCACAACUUUGGAAGUAUGCUUGGGGUCAUUGUCCAUUUGGAAGACCCAUUUGCGACCAAGUUCUUCGGCUUGCAAGCAACCCCCUUUUUCCUCCAAACAUAACGAUGGUCAUUAUGGCCAAACAGUUCUAUUUUUGUUUCAUCAGACCAGAGGACAUUUCUCCAAAAAGUACAAUCUUUGUCCCCAUGUGCAGUUGCAAACCGUAGUCUGCCUUUUUUAUGGUGGUUUUGGAGCAGUGGCUUCUUCCUUGCUGAGCGGCAUUUCAGGUUAUGUCGAUAUAGGACUUGUUUUACUGUGGAUAUAGAUACUUUUGUACCUGUUUCCUCCAGCAUCUUCACAAGGUCCUUUGCUGUUGAUCUGGGAUUGAUUUGCACUUUUCGCACCAAAGUACGUUCAUCUCUAGGAGACAGAACGCGUCUCCUUCCUGAGCGGUAUGAUGGCUGCGUGGUCCCAUGGUGUUUAUACUUGCGUACUAUUGUUUGUACAGAUGAACGUGGUACCUUCAGGCGUUUGGAAAUUGCUCCCAAGGAUGAACCAGACUUGUGGAGGUCUACAAUCUUUUUUCUGAGGUCUUGGUUGAUUUAUUUUGAUUUUCCCAUGAUGUCAUGCAAAGAGGCACUGAGUUUGAAGGUAGGCCUUGAAAUACAUCCACAGGUACACCUCCAAGUGACACAAAUUAUGUCAAUUAGCCUAUCAGAAGCUUCUAAAGCCAUCACAUCAUUUUCUGGAAUUUUCCAAGCUGUUUAAAGGCACAGUCAACUUAGUGUAUGUAAACUUCUGACCCACUGGAAUUGUGAUACAGUGAAUUAUAAGUGAAAUAACCUGUCUGUAAACAAUUGUUGGAAAAAUUACUUGUCAUGCACAAAGUAGAUGUCCUAACCGACUUGCCAAAACUAUAGUUUGUUAACACAAAAUUUGUGGAGUGGUUGAAAAACAAGUUUUAAUGACUCCAACCUAAGUGUAUGUAAACUUCUGACUUCAACUGUAUGCUGAGCACUUGUUGGCUGCUUUUCCUUCACUCUGCCGUCCGACUCAUCCAAAACCAUCUCAAUUGGGUUGAGGUCGGGGGAUUGUGGAGGCCAGGUCAUCUGAUGCAGCACUCCAUCACUCUCCUUGGUCAAAUAGCCCUUACACAGCCUGGAGGUGUGUUGGGUCAUUGUCCUGUUGAAAAACAAAUGAUAGUCCCACUAAGCCCAAACCAGAUGGGAUGGCGUAUCGCUGCAGAAUGCUGUGGUAGCCAUGCUGGUUAAGUGUGCCUUGAAUUCUAAAUAAAUCACACACAGUGUCACCAGCAAAGCACCCCCACACCAUAACACCUCCUCCUCCAUGCUUUACGGUGGGAAAUACACAUGUGGAGAUCAUCCGUUCACCCACACCGCGUCUCACAAAGACACGGUGGUUGGAACCAAAAAUCUCCAAUUUGGACUCCAGACCAACGGUCAAAUUUCCACCGGUCUAAUGUCCAUUGCUCAUGUUUCUUGGCCCAAGCAAGUCUCUUCUUCUUAUUGGUGUCCUUUAGUAGUGGUUUCUUUGCAGCAAUUCGACCAUGAAGGCCUGAUUCACACAGUCCCCUCUGAACAGUUGAUGUUGAGAUGUGUCUGUUACUUGAACUCUGUGAAGCAUUUAUUUGGGCUACAAUUUCUGAGGCUGGUAACUCUAAUGAACUUAUCCUCUGCAGCAGAGGUAACUCUGGGUUUUCCUUUCCUGUGGCGGUCCUCAUGAGAGCCAGUUUCAUCAUAGCGCUUGAUGGUUUUUGCGACUGCACUUGAAGAAACGUUAAAAGUUUUUGAAUUUUUCCGGAUUGACUGACCUUCAUGUCUUAAAGUAAUGAUGGACUGUCGUUUCUCUUUGCUUAUUUGAGCUGUUCUUGCCAUAAUAUGGACUUGGUCUUUUACCAAAUAGGGCUAUCUUCUGUAUACCUCCCCUACCUUGUCACAACACAACUGAUUGGCUCAAACACAUUAAGGAAAGAAAUUCCACAAAUUAACUUUUAAGAAGGCACACCUGUUAAUUGAAAUACAUUCCAGGUGUUUACCUCAUGAAGCUGGUUGAGAGAAUGCCAAGAAUGUGCAAAGCUGUCAUCAAGGCAAAGGGUGGCUACUUAGAAGAAUCUCAAAUGUAAAUAUAUUUUGAUUUGUUUAACACUUUUUUGGUUACUACAUGAUUCCAUGUGUGUGAUUUCAUAGUUUUGAUGUCUUCACUAUUAUUCUACAAUGUAGAAAAUAGUGAAAAUAAUGAAUAACCCUGGAAUUAGUAGGUGUGUCCAAACUUUUGAAUGGUACUGUGUGUGUAUGUAUGUGUGUGUGUAUGUGUAUGUAUAUAUAUAUAUAUAAUAACUCCCAAGUAAUUUAUUGGGUAAACCACCAACGUUUCAGCAUUACAUCGAAAAAGUUAUAUAUAUAUAUAUAUAUAUACACACACACAGACGGUAUAUAUAAUAUAUGUGUGCCUUUGGAAAGUAUUACAUUUACAUUUACGUCAUUUAGCAGACGCUCUUAUCCAGAGCGACUUACAAUUAGGUGCAUUUUUUUUUCUUUUUCUUUUUUUUAUGGGGGGGGGGGGGGGGGGGGUGUUGGAGUAAGGGGGGGGGGGGGGGGUAGAAGGAUUACUUUAUCCUAUCCCAGGUAUUCCUUAAAGAGGUUCCACAUUUUGUUACAUUACAGCCUUAUUCUAAAAUGGAUUAAUACAAAAAAAAUCCUCAAUCUACACACAAUACCCCAUAAUGACAAAGCGAAAAAAGUUUUUAAGUUUUUUCAAAUAUAUUAAAAUUUCAAAACAGGAAUACCUCAUUUACAUAAGUAUGCAGACCCUUUGCUAUUAGACUCGAAAUUGAGCUCAGGUUCAUCCUGUUUCCAUUGAUCAUCAUUGAGAUGUUUCUAGAACUACAACUCCGAGACAGGAUUGUGUCGAGGCACAGAUCUGGGGAAGGGUGCCAAAAAAAAAUCUGCAGCAUUGAAGGUCCCCAAGAACACAGUGGCUUCCAUCAUUCUUAAAUGGAAGAAGUUUGGAUCCACCAAGACCCUUCCUAGAGCUGGCUGCCGGGCCAAACUGAGCAAUCGGGGGAGAAGGGCCUUGGUCAGGGAGGUGACCAAGAACCCGAUGGUCACUCUGACAGAGCUCCAGAGUUCCUCUGUGGAGAUGGGAGAACCUUCCAGAAGAACAACCAUCACUGCAGCACUCCACCAAUCAGGCCUUUAUGGUAGAGUGGCCAGACGGAAGCCACUCCUCAGUAAAAGGCUCAUGACAGCCCACUUGGAGUUUGCCAAAGGCACUUAAAGAAUCUCAGACCAUUAGAAACAAGAUUCUCUGGUCUGAUGAACUCUUUGGCCUGAAUGCCAAGCAUCACGUCUGGAGGAAACCUGGCACCAUCCCUACGGUGGCAGAAUCGUGCUGUAGGGAUGUUUUUCAGCUGCAUGGACUGGGAAUCUCCAAACGAGCUUCAAUGCCAUACAACACUCCUUCAGUAGCCUCCAACUGCUCUUAAACACUAGUAAAACUAAAUGCAUGCUUUUCAAUCGAACGCUGCUUGCACCCGCCCACCUGACUAGAAUCACCACUCUCGACGGGUCUGACCUAGAGUAUGUGGACAACUACAAAUACCUAGGUGUCUGGUUAGACUGUAAACUCUCCUUCCAGACUCACAUUAAGCAUCUCCAAUCCAAAGUUAAAUCUAGAAUCGGCUUCCUAUUUCGCAACAAAGCCUCCUUCACUCAUGCUGCCAAACAUGCCCUCGUAAAACUGACUAUCCUACCGAUCCUUGACUUCGGCGAUGUCAUUUACAAAAUAGCCUCCAACACUCUACUCAGCAAAUUGGAUGUAGUCUAUCACAGUGCCAUCCGUUUUGUCUCCAAAGCCCCAUACACUACCCACCACUGUGACCUGUACGCUCUUGUUGGCUGGUCCUCACUACAUGUUCGUCGUCAAACCCACUGGCUCCAGGCCAUCUAUAAAUCACUGCUAGGCAAAUCCCCCGCCUUAUCUUAGCUCAUUGGUCACCAUAGCAGCACCCACCCGUAGUCUGCGCUCCAGCAGGUAUAUCUCACUGGUCAUUCCCAAAGCCAACACCUCCUUUGGCCGCCAUUCCUUCCAGUUCUCUGCUGCCAAUGACUGGAACGAAUUGAAAAAAUCUCUGAAGCUGGAGACUCUUAUCUCCCUCAAUAACUUUAAGCAUCAGUUGUCAGAGCACCUUACCGAUCACUGCACCUGUACACAGCCCAUCUGAAAUUAGCCCACCCAACUACCUCAUCCCUAUAUUGUUAUUUAUUUUGCUCUUUUGCACCCCAGUAUCUCUAUUUGCACAUCAUCUCUUGCACAUCUAGCAUUCCAGUGUUAAUACUAAUUGUAAUUAUUUUGCACUACAGCCUAUUUAUUGCCUUACCUCCAUAACUUGCUACAUUUGCACACACUGUAUAUAUAUUUUCUGUUGUAUUUUUGAUAUAUAUUUUUUUUUACCCCAUAUGUAACUCUGUGUUGUUGUUUUAUCGCACUGGCUUUGCUUUAUCUUGGCCAGGUCGCAGUUGUAAAUGAGAACUUGUUCUCAACUGGCUUACCUGGUUAAAUAAAGGUGAAAUACAAAAAAUUAAAAAAUAAAAUCUAGUCAGGAUCGAGGGCAAGAUGAACGGAGCAAAGUACAGAGAGAUCCUUGAUGAAAGCCUGCUCCAGAGCGCCCAGGACCUCAGACUGGGGCGAAGGUUCACCUUCCAACAGGACUACUACACAGUAUAGCUGAUAGCAUGCUACUAUACAGUAUAGCUGAUAGCAUGCUACUAUACAGUAUAGCUGAUAGCAUGCUACUAUACAGUAUAGCUGAUAGCAUACUACUAUACAGUAUAGCUGAUAGCAUGCUACUAUACAGUAUAGCUGAUAGCAUGCUACUAUACAGUAUAGCUGAUAGCAUGCUACUAUACAGUAUAGCUGAUUAGCAUGCUACGUUACAGUAUAGCUGAUAGCAUGCUACUAACAGUAUAGAUGAUAGCAUGCUACUAUACAGUAUAGCUGAUAGCAUGCUACUAUACAGUAUAGCUGAUAGCAUGCUACUAUACAGUAUAGAUGAUAGCAUGCUACUAUACAGUAUAGCUGAUAGCAUGCUACUAUACAGUAUAGCUGAUAGCAUGCUACUAUACAGUAUAGCUGAUAGCAUGCUACUAUACAGUAUAGCUGAUAGCAUGCUACUAUACAGUAUAGCUGAUAGCAUGCUACUAUACAGUAUAGCUGAUAGCAUGCUACGUUACAGUAUAGCUGAUAGCAUGCUACUAUACAGUAUAGAUGAUAGCAUGCUACUAUACAGUAUAGCUGAUAGCAUGCUACUAUACAGUAUAGAUGAUAGCAUGCUACUAUACAGUAUAGCUGAUAGCAUGCCUACUAUACAGUAUAGCUGAUAGCAUGCUACUAUACAGUAUAGCUGAUAGCAUGCUACUAUACAGUAUAGCUGAUAGCAUGCUACUAUACAGUAUAGCUGAUAGCAUGCUACUAUACAGUAUAGAUGAUAGCAUGCUACUAUACAGUAUAGCUGAUAGCAUGCUACUCCGCAGUAGUCUUUCUGUUAUUCAUAUUCAACUAACUACUGUUUCCUGUGUUGACCAGGUCUCAGACAGAGCUGCUGUGAAGGUGGUGAAGGUUGAGAGUGAGACUCCUGAUCUGCUCAGUCUCUGUCACACAGUACCUCUGGAGGUCAUCAAGUUAGGUACAAUAAUAAUAUAUCACUCAGUUUUCCAUUUAUCUUGACUAUCAGGUUGGGUACAGUAUCGCUCCACUGUAUUACGGCUCUGCUGUUUUCUACUAUAUCCAUUUGCUGUUGUGACGUUUGGUGCAACUGGCGGUGUUAACUGAACUGGAAUAAUCCCUCAUAAAAAGUACCCUAACUGGCUUGGUAAACCCAGUCUCCAUUUCCUGACACUAACAGUAGUCAUUUUACGUGACCACCAACCCAGUAACGUUACGAAUCAACAGCUCUUGGACAAAGGACAGAGAUUGGUAAUGUAGAAGUCCUAGUGUUGACUCAGGUUUGUUACUUCCUGUUUCUGCUCCAGCUUCCUUCCACUCUAUGAACCCUAUUGUCUAUUGGGGGGGGGGGGGGGGGGCGGGAGGGACUGACCCCCACUUAAUGUGUUUAAUGUUAUUAGGUGGUGAAGCUUCCUCACUGUUUAAUGUUAUUAGGUGGUGAAGCUUCCUCACUGUUUAAUGUUAUUAGGUGGUGAAGCUUCCUCACUGUUUAAUGUUAUUAGGUGGUAAAGCUUCCUCACUGUUUAAUGUUAUUAGGUGGUGAAGCUUCCUCACUGUUUAAUGUUAUUAGGUGGUAACGCUUCCUCACUGUUUAAUGUUAUUAGGUGGUGAAGCUUCCUCACUGUUUAAUGUUAUUAGGUGGUGAAGCUUCCUCACUGUUUAAUGUUAUUAGGUGGUGAAGCUUCCUCACUGUUUAAUGUUAUUAGGUGGUGAAGCUUCCUCACUGUUUAAUGUUAUUAGGUGGUGAAGCUUCCUCACUGUUUAAUGUUAUUAGGUGGUGAAGCUUCCUCACUGUUUAAUGUUAUUAGGUGGUAAAGCUUCCUCACUGUUUAAUGUUAUUAGGUGGUGAAGCUUCCUCACUGUUUAAUGUUAUUAGGUGGUAAAGCUUCCUCACUGUUUAAUGUUAUUAGGUGGUAACGCUUCCUCACUGUUUAAUGUUAUUAGGUGGUAAUGCUUCCUCACUGUUUAAUGUUAUUAGGUGGUGAAGCUUCCUCACUGUUUAAUGUUAUUAGGUGGUGAAGCUUCCUCACUGUUUAAUGUUAUUAGGUGGUGAAGCUUCCUCACUGUUUAAUGUUAUUAGGUGGUGAAGCUUCCUCACUGUUUAAUGUUAUUAGGUGGUGAAGCUUCCUCACUGUUUAAUGUUAUUAGGUGGUGAAGCUUCCUCACUGUUUAAUGUUAUUAGGUGGUGAAGCUUCCUCACUGUUUAAUGUUAUUAGGUGGUAAAGCUUCCUCACUGUUUAAUGUUAUUAGGUGGUAAAGCUUCCUCACUGUUUAAUGUUAUUAGGUGGUGAAGCUUCCUCACUGUUUAAUGUUAUUAGGUGGUAAAGCUUCCUCACUGUUUAAUGUUAUUAGGUGGUAAAGCUUCCUCACUGUUUAAUGUUAUUAGGUGGUGAAGCUUCCUCACUGUUUAAUGUUAUUAGGUGGUGAAGCUUCCUCACUGUUUAAUGUUAUUAGGUGGUGAAGCUUCCUCACUGUUUAAUGUUAUUAGGUGGUGAAGCUUCCUCACUGUUUAAUGUUAUUAGGUGGUAAAGCUUCCUCACUGUUUAAUUUUAUUAGGUGGUGAAGCUUCCUCACUGUUUAAUGUUAUUAGGUGGUGAAGCUUCCUCACUGUUUAAUGUUAUUAGGUGGUGAAGCUUCCUCACUGUUUAAUGUUAUUAGGUGGUGAAGCUUCCUCACUGUUUAAUGUUAUUAGGUGGUGAAGCUUCCUCACUGUUUAAUGUUAUUAGGUGGUGAAGCUUCCUCACUGUUUAAUGUUAUUAGGUGGUGAAGCUUCCUCACUGUUUAAUGUUAUUAGGUGGUGAAGCUUCCUCACUGUUUAAUGUUAUUAGGUGGUAAAGCUUCCUCACUGUUUAAUGUUAUUAGGUGGUAAAGCUUCCUCACUGUUUAAUGUUAUUAGGUGGUAAAGCUUCCUCACUGUUUAAUGUUAUUAGGUGGUGAAGCUUCCUCACUGUUUAAUGUUAUUAGGUGGUGAAGAUUACAAUACUCGUAAAGAACCAGAAGGUCCUCACUCUGUCAAAGCUCCCAAUUCACCACUUUAUUGACAACGUUUCGCUCCCAAACGGAUCUUCGUUAGGUCAAACAAACCGAGUGCUCACAUCCCAAAAUAUACACAUUUCACCUCACAGGGCCAUUACGGACAUGACACAUGGUGGGUCCGUAAACAAUGUGUAUCUCUAAUAAUUUGAUAUCAAUGAGAUGGGCACAUGUAGUAGCUACAGACAAUUAGAUAUAUAUUUACAAAAGGACCAAGUAGGAAUGUGAGCACUCAGUGUGUUUGUUUGACCUGACAAAGAUCCGUUUCGGAAGGAAACGUUGCCAAUAAAGUGGUGAAUUGGUAGUUUAACAGUGUGAGGACCUUCUUCAUUACUUGGAUUCUUUAUUAGCUCAGCACCUAUGUUUUAAAGGAUGUGCGUAAGGCCGCCUCUGGAAUAUACCUCUUCCAUUUAGCCUACUGUUCUAUCACUAUGAUUCCUUCCCUGGAUGACUGUUUCUGUUAUGAACCAGAGAAUAAGGCUGUAUUGUGUUAUUAGGUGGUAAAGGUUAUGACCCAGAGAAUAAGGCUGUAUUGUGUUAUUAGGUGGUAAAGGUUAUGACCCAGAGAAUAAGGCUGUAUUGUGUUAUUAGGUGGUAAAGGUUAUGACCCAGAGAAUAAGGCUGUAUUGUGUUAUUAGGCGGUAAAGGUUAUGACCCAGAGAAUAAGGCUGUAUUGUGUUAUUAGGCGGUAAAGGUUAUGACCCAGAGAAUAAGGCUGUAUUGUGUUAUUAGGUGGUAAAGGUUAUGACCCAGAGAAUAAGGCUGUAUUGUGUUAUUAGGUGGUAAAGGUUAUGACCCAGAGAAUAAGGCUGUAUUGUGUUAUUAGGUGGUAAAGGUUAUGACCCAGAGAAUAAGGACUACUCUGCCUUUAAGUCGUGGCUCCAGUGUUACUAUGUGGACGGGAUGAGAUCUAUACGAGAUCACAACGGCAGGACUGUGUGGUUCAAGGUGAGCACCGAGCCACACACACACACACACACACACACCUCAGGCAUUUAGACAGCUCAUGUAAUGUCAAUGUUUUGUCUGGUUUCAGGGAGACCCAGGUCCCAUGGCUCCUAAAGGUGAGGCACUAGCAGAGCCUAAAACAGAAGAGAACCCUUCCACAAUGCAACAGCCUCUUACUCUGUUUAGUGGUUAACAUGGCCAUGCCUUUCCUAAGAAACUGACUGAGUGUAUAGAAUGCAUCAGUAAUCCACUGGCUUGAUCUCAUCCUCUAGAUUCCAAAUCUCCCAAAGCAAAGAUGACCGUGAAGAAAGAGGAUGACCAUGAUUAUACAGGAAAGAAAAAGGUGAGUUGGGGGUAUAAAGUUCCUUGUUUCCCGGGGUAGUGUGACUGUCCUCCCAUCUCGUCCCUCAUCAGGUAAAGAAGGCCCGCGAUGAGAGCGCAGUGAAGCCAAAAGACGGCAAAAAAGAAACCGUCAAAAAGGAAACGGUGCAGAAAAAGGUGACGAAAGAAAAGGAAGUCCCUCAGAGGCGGGCAGGAAGGAGGAAGUCUGCCCAGGAAGUGAAUGUAAACACGCCUCAGCAGAAGAAGAGAACAGCUGCUGCUGGACCACGCAGGAAGACCACCAGGACAGAGACCAGUGCUGCAGGUGAGACGCUGCACGUAAUGCAAAACUUUUUGAAAGUUUGUCCUUAAGUUUGCCUGCAUCAUGUGAUUUAUAAUGAUUAUGAAUCCUCCGUGUUCAAGCCCCACAGACGCCGAGUGGGAGAGGGACCAGAAACAGUGCCAGACAGUAGAAGAAUAUUGUCCAUUUUCAUGCAGGAAACAGAAAUUACUAUUUUUUUUAGCUUUCAACCCAGAAAGCUGGAGGCGCAGAACUACUACAGAACGGGGGCCAUUUUUAAUACUGUAUAAGAUACUUUUUCAAACAAACUGUCUAUGAUAUAUGAUCCAUGCAAGAGAAAUCCCCUUUGUACCAUGUAAUAAACAACGUUUGAUAUCAUUUUGGUCUGCUUGCUUUGAGUGCUGUGUGAUGCAAAGGAAUAUUGAGAGCCAAGGUUUUAAAGUGAUAUAAAUGCUUUAUUUACUUAUUUCAACAGCAUCCAAAAGCUCAAUUUGAAAUAAGAAAAACAAAAAUGCAAGGGGGUCCCGCUUUAAAUGACAUGCAGCUUAUAAAGCCUUUAUAAACACUACAUAAAUAUGUUACAAAUCAUGUUACCGUAUGUCAUGCUUUAUAAAGGGUUCAUAAAUGUGGCAUAACUGACAAUCACCAAUGUCAAAUAUGACAUAACCCUGUGCUUUAUAAAGGGUGGCAUAAGCACCGCUUAAUAAAGACCUUAUAAAUCAUAUUAAAUUGAGGCUUCACAAAGCAUUUAUAACCCUGUCAUGCAUCUUGGUGCAGCAUUGCAACGCCAGGAUAUUGGGGUUCGAUUCCCGGACCACCCCAUGCGUAAAAAUGUAUUCAUGCAUGACUAAGUCGCUUUGGAGAAAAGCGUCUGCUAAAACAUUUCUAUGAUGGCCCAACCUCUCAGUCUUUAGUGCAUAGUCAACAUUGGACCUGACCUCAACUCCCCCAGAAUGCUGUGCUACAGGAUGACACUAAAGCGCUAGGGCCUUUUUAAAAUCGGUUGUAAUUUUCUGCCUACUUCUGUUCUUUCAACGGAUAUGUAUUCCAUAUUCAGUGAUUUGCAUUUACUUGAACUUGUAACAUGUUUUAAACCCCCAAUUUAAUGCAAAUGUCACCGAAAUAUGAAUCUUUGUUAAUGUUUAGACUUAUUUUUCAUAUCAUGAAUGGAUAUUGACACUUUUCCAUUAUUACGUGGGGGACUUUUAUUUUGAAAUUCCGUGACCCGGAAGUACUUUUUUAGUGUUGCUGAGAAGCCACUGAUCAUGUGAUCAGGCUCGCAAAUCAAAAUGUCCACUUGUGCUGCCACUGGACAGCGAAAGACAAGUCAACCUUUAUUGUAAUUUAAAUUAGUUUGUAGUUAAGUGUUGUUAGAUUACAUACUGUAGCUACCUCAAUCGUUAUUUCAAAUACUUCCUGUGAUUUCACAGCAAUUGCUAGCUAGCCGACUCAGCUAAAUUCAAAUCCCCCUAGAUACAGCCACGUCUCACAGUCACGUCAUGAGAUUUGUAAAUGAAAGACGAAUAUAAUACGAAUUGAAUGGAGUUUCUGGUGAAGCACAGAAAUGCCUUUAUCCAGAUGUGACCAAGGCAUUUCCUCACAGACCUGCUAACCUUCUUAGUUGUGACUUUAAGGUUGGAACCAACAUGCAGUACCUCCAGCAGGCAGAGAGGCAAGAACCAUUUGUCCUCCAGCUCCAAGACCUGACUGGGCCCAGCACCGCUCGGUAUGGCUCGUUAUAUUGUUGUGUUAAAGACCUGACUGGGCCCAGCACCGCUCGGUAUGGCUCGUUAUAUUGUUGUGUUAAAGACCUGACUGGGCCCAGCACCGCUCGGUAUGGCUCGUUAUAUUGUUGUGUUAAAGACCUGACUGGGCCCAGCACCGCUCGGUAUGGCUCGUUAUAUUGUUGUGUUAAAGACCUGACUGGGCCCAGCACCGCUCGGUAUGGCUCGUUAUAUUGUUGUGUUAAAGACCUGACUGGGCCCAGCACCGCUCGGUAUGGCUCGUUAUAUUGUUGUGUUAAAGACGUGACUGGGCCCAGCACCGCUCGGUAUGGCUCGUUAUAUUGUUGUGUUAAAGACCUGACUGGGCCCAGCACCGCUCGGUAUGGCUCGUUAUAUUGUUGUGUUAAAGACCUGACUGGGCCCAGCACCGCUCGGUAUGGCUCGUUAUAUUGUUGUGUUAAAGACCUGACUGGGCCCAGCACCGCUCGGUAUGGCUCGUUAUAUUGUUGUGUUAAAGACCUGACUGGGCCCAGCACCGCUCGGUAUGGCUCGUUAUAUUGUUGUGUUAAAGACCUGACUGGGCCCAGCACCGCUCGGUAUGGCUCGUUAUAUUGUUGUGUUAAAGACCUGACUGGGCCCAGCACCCGCUCGGUAUGGCUCGUUAUAUUGUUGUGUUAAAGACCUGACUGGGCCCAGCACCGCUCGGUAUGGCUCGUUAUAUUGUUGUGUUAAAGACCUGACUGGGCCCAGCACCGCUCGGUAUGGCUCGUUAUAUUGUUGUGUUAAAGACCUGACUGGGCCCAGCACCGCUCGGUAUGGCUCGUUAUAUUGUUGUGGUUAAAGACCUGACUGGGCCCAGCACCGCUCGUUAUGGCUCGUUAUAUUGUUGUGUUAAAGACCUGACUGGGCCCAGCACCGCUCGGUAUGGCUCGUUAUAUUGUUGUGUUAAAGACCUGACUGGGCCCAGCACCGCUCGGUAUGGCUCGUUAUAUUGGUUGUGUUAAAGACCUGACUGGGCCCAGCACCGCUCGGUAUGGCUCGUUAUAUUGUUGUGUUAAAGACCUGACUGGGCCCCAGCACCGCUCGGUAUGGGCUCGUUAUAUUGUUGUGUUAACGACCUGACUGGGCCCAGCACCGUCGGUAUGGCUCGUUAUAUUGUUGUGUUAAGACCUGACUGGGCCCCAGCACCGCUCGGUAUGGCUCGUUAUAUUGUUGUGUUAAAGACCUGACUGGGCCCAGCACCCGCUCGGUAUGGCUCGUUAUAUUGUUGUGUUAAAGACCUGACUGGGCCCAGCACCGCUCGGUAUGGCUCGUUAUAUUGUUGUGUUAAAGACCUGACUGGGCCCAGCACCGCUCGGUAUGGCUCGUUAUAUUGUUGUGUUAAAGACCUGACUGGGCCCAGCACCGCUCGGUAUGGCUCGUUAUAUUGUUGUGUUAAAGACCUGACUGGGCCCAGCACCGCUCGGUAUGGCUCGUUAUAUUGUUGUGUUAAAGACCUGACUGGGCCCAGCACCGCUCGGUAUGGCUCGUUAUAUUGUUGUGUUAAAGACCUGACUGGGCCCAGCACCGCUCGGUAUGGCUCGUUAUAUUGUUGUGUUAAAGACCUGACUGGGCCCAGCACCGCUCGGUAUGGCUCGUUAUAUUGUUGUGUUAAAGACCUGACUGGGCCCAGCACCGCUCGGUAUGGCUCGUUAUAUUGUUGUGUUAAAGACCUGACUGGGCCCAGCACCGCUCGGUAUGGCUCGUUAUAUUGUUGUGUUAAAGACCUGACUGGGCCCAGCACCAGCUCGGUAUGGCUCGUUAUAUUGUUUGUGUUAAAGACCUGACUGGGCCCAGCACCGCUCGGUAUGGCUCGUUAUAUGUUGUGUUAAAGACCUGACUGGGCCCAGCACCGCUCGGUAUGGCUCGUUAUAUUGUUGUGUUAAAGACCUGACUGGGCCCAGCACCGCUCGGUAUGGCUCGUUUGUGUACUGAGGAACAUAUAACUUGGAUCCAGAAGAAAGACACUUUCAAUUUCUUUAGGUUGGGGGCUUUCAUCAAGGUGAGUGUUUCUUGGUGUAACGUCGUCCCCAGGCUAUUGCACACACAGCACAUAUAACCCUGGGAGAUCAACCAAUCAGAGAUGGCCUUAGUGGGAGUGGCCAUAGAGUUCUAUAGGAGUGCAUGACCACUUCACCACAACAUGUCACCCUAUAUGGGAACGAGAUGAGGUGUAAUAUGACCAACAUGUCACCCUAUAUGGGAACGAGAUGAGGUGUAAUAUGACCAACAUGUCACCCUAUAUGGGAACGAGAUGAGGUGUAAUAUGACCAACAUGUCACCCUAUAUGGGAACGAGAUGAGGUGUAAUAUGACCAACAUGUCACCCUAUAUGGGAACGAGAUGAGGUGUAAUAUGACCAACAUGUCACCCUAUAUGGGAACGAGAUGAGGUGUAAUAUGACCAACAUGUCACCCUAUAUGGGAACGAGAUGAGGUGUAAUAUGACCAACAUGUCACCCUGUAUGGGAACGAGAUGAGGUGUAAUAUGACCAACAUAUGACCACUUCACCACAACAUGUCACCCUUUAUAAAGCACAUUUAUAUCAUAUUCGACGGUGGGUGACGUUACAUUUGACAUUGGGUGAUUGUCAGUUAUGCCACAUUUAUAAACCCUUUAUAAAGCAUGACAUACAGUUAUAGAUGCUUUGUAACACAUUUAUGCAGUGCUUAUGAAGGCUUUAUGAAGCGCAACGUCAUUUAAAGCGGGUCCAAAUGCAGUUACGAGAGACUGUAAUGAUGACAACAUCCUGGUCCCACUAAAGACACACAGGGACAAAGUGUGCAUACUAAAUGCACCCUAUACCCUAUUUACUGCACUACUUUGGACCAGAACAAAAAACAAUUUUACUUUAGGUAAAGUAGAAGGGACACAAUCUGGAAGGGACUGAAGUUGAUAGAGAUUCCGGAGGCUGUGAUUGGUGCAGGGCGAGAGGGAUCCACUCGCUCCAGUAGAUCACAGCUGAGGAGAGGACGAAUGAGAAGAGAAGAGGGUUCAGUGGUUGAAAACCGCAACAGGGUGUAA
This is a messenger RNA of Coregonus sp. 'balchen', 15872 nucleotides long. Lineage: Eukaryota; Metazoa; Chordata; Actinopteri; Salmoniformes; Salmonidae. The record is from the annotation of a GenBank genome assembly.